Zingiber officinale is the source of this 978-nucleotide messenger RNA. Its product is annotated as ADP-ribosylation factor 1-like. Lineage: Eukaryota; Viridiplantae; Streptophyta; Magnoliopsida; Zingiberales; Zingiberaceae. The transcript is spliced from 7 exons. Gene Ontology annotation, molecular function: GTP binding; GTPase activity. Gene Ontology annotation, biological process: vesicle-mediated transport; intracellular protein transport. The record is from RefSeq and is a predicted model, not a curated record. Bases 178 to 720 code for a protein of 180 amino acids. Gene Ontology annotation, cellular component: cytoplasm.
AUAAAUUCGCUUUCAUCACCGCAUUUUGUUCAUUCUCCAAGCGGAUCGGAAGAAGCGAAGACCUCGGCUCUCAGGUUCUUAUCUCCUUCCAUCUACCCGCUUCCUCCGUCCUACACGCCUCCCGUGAUCCCCAGGUUUAAUUAAGUUCGUGUUUUGCUCGUGAUAGCUGAAGGAGCUAUGGGGCUCACUUUCGCAAAGCUCUUUAGCCGCCUGUUUGCUAAGAAGGAGAUGAGAAUUCUGAUGGUUGGGCUUGAUGCUGCUGGUAAAACGACGAUCCUUUACAAGCUCAAGCUCGGCGAGAUUGUCACCACCAUUCCAACUAUCGGAUUCAAUGUGGAGACUGUUGAGUACAAAAACAUCAGUUUCACUGUAUGGGAUGUUGGUGGUCAGGACAAGAUCAGACCUCUCUGGAGGCAUUACUUCCAGAACACACAAGGACUUAUUUUUGUUGUUGAUAGCAAUGACCGAGAUCGUGUUGUUGAGGCAAGAGAUGAACUCCACAGAAUGCUUAAUGAGGAUGAGUUAAGGGAUGCUGUCUUGCUUGUGUUUGCUAACAAACAAGACCUUCCAAAUGCAAUGAAUGCUGCUGAAAUAACUGAUAAGCUUGGCCUCCAUUCUCUCCGUCAGCGUCACUGGUACAUACAAAGUACGUGUGCUACAUCCGGUGAGGGGUUGUAUGAAGGGCUUGAUUGGCUCUCCAGCAACAUCGCCAGCAAGUAAUCAAAGCUGCCUUGAGGUUCAUGUCUUAACAGCACGAUUGUUAACGUUCAUUGCUCACGUUCGAUGCUUUUGAGACCUUGUGGAAACAGCAAAACUAUCAGUGUGCCACUGUUUUUCCUGCCUUUUGAAAAGUCUUAAUACUUGUCUGUAGAACAAAUACGUGUCUGGUUGUCACUUAAUAUGGUUUAUGUGAUUCUCACCAACACCUUAUUCCAUUUCUAAAAGAGACCGUCAAAUAAUAGCUUUUGCUCGUGGACA